AUGAAGCUCCUCGUCCUUGUCGCCGUCGUGAUCGUGAGUGUCAGCUCUGUUUGUGCCAACAACCUACACCCCGAGAUCACUCCAGCACCCAAGGCCGAGGACUUGCAGAAGCGUCAGGACUACUCAGACCUUAUAGGCUGGUACUCGUCAAGCAACUACUGGUACUCCUACACCUGUCCGUCGGGGCAGUACUACGCUGCCGGCCCGAGGUUUGGGGCCUGCUGUCCUACCGGGGAGCCUUACUGCAAUCCCCUGGUGGCAUGCGAAGGGAACGUCGGCGUAUUCUCCAACGGUGUCCGGGGUGACUGCGGGACUGAAAUAUGCGAUACUGUCACCAUAUUCAACUCACAGAAUGUUGCAGCCACCGGAAUCCACAGUCUAGUCGCAUGUUUCUCGCCUGAUCGCUUCUACAGCUUUCCCAGGACUUAUUACAGGGCAACUUUUGCACUGACAACCAGCACGACUAACGAGCCCGAGACUUCUACGGCGACGGCGACAAAGACGGUGACCCAGACUGCUACUCCGGGACUAGGAGUGAAACUGUUGCAAGAUGGGAUGUGGAAGAGACUCUGCAUUUUCUCGCUGCUUGCUACGUUCUUAGGCUUUAUGCUUUAA
Messenger RNA from Trichophyton rubrum CBS 118892, 615 nucleotides. RefSeq lists its product as uncharacterized. NCBI's taxonomy places the organism in Eukaryota, Fungi, Ascomycota, Eurotiomycetes, Onygenales, Arthrodermataceae. The coding region runs from base 1 to 615 and encodes 204 amino acids. The record is from RefSeq and is a predicted model, not a curated record. The transcript has 3 exons.